GUAUUUUACUAAACUUUGAUUUAUUAUUGCAAGUUAGUCAAUUUUUCAUAUGAAAAUUUAAAAAUAAAAUUGAGUAAUCUACAUUUGUAAAUCGUACUGGCGCUUCUGUUCUCCUCACGUCAAUCAAAUCGCCGCCUGAUCUCGGCUGAAGCAUUCUCCACCACGCACCAUCUGACGACGCCGUUUCCGAUCCCAAUGAGCCAUUUCAUCAAUCACUUUUCUGCCAUGGAAGUGACUAUUCCGGGAAGAGGAGGGAAAUCAAUCGAUCUAAUGGCUUGCACCAACUGCUCUUUUGGUUAUAUAAGCAUCAGACAAGCUCUUCGUUUACUACAAGAGCUAGCCAACUUGAUUUACUUUUGCAUCACGAACAAAUAUGGCAGAUCAGUCCAAAGUGACCAUGAAGCUUCUCAUAGACACGAAAAGGAAAAGAGUUAUGUUUGCUGAGGCUGGCAAAGAAUGCAUUGAUUUCCUAUUUCACAUUCUUGCAUUGCCAUUAGGGAGUGUCAUUAGGCUUCUCACUACUAAUUGUUUGGAUGGUGAUUUCCCAUGGUAUGGUAUGAUUAUCAUGGGAAUUAUGUUUGUUAUCAUGGAUUCCUAAAAAGGCGGUAUGGUAUGGUAUUAUUUCAUGAUUUGAUAACCAUGAAAUUCAUCAAUUUUUUGAACGUUUCCUCUUUUUUUUUUCAACUAUGCGUCUGUAUAAUUUUCUGUGAUCCAAUUUUAUCCUUCACUACUUCUUAACCAAAUAGUAGCUAUUUCUAUUUGGAAGCUUGAACUCAGGUGGAUACCUUGAAAAGAACUACGAGCAAUAAUACUAAAUGGUGGAAGAGGAAGAUAUUCUAUUUUGGCCAAGUGAGAUAUUAUGAAAGAGAAACAAUAAUACCAAAUUGGGGGAGAUUACACAUGACCCAAAGACGGAGGUGAUGAAGAGCAAGAUUUCAGUUUAUUGCAUUACUGGAAUUGCUUCAAGGAAGCAGUUUAUUGCUAUGCUUGUUUGUUUUCUAUACACAGGCAAGGCUUUAGAAGAAAUAGCCUACACGGAUUGAAUUUAAAAUUUAUAAUAAUCGAGGGUAUUUUAGUAAAAUUACCCUUUACGAUACAAUACUAUAUCAUUAAACCAAACCAAAAAACUAUUAUUAAAUCACAGUGAACUGUAUAAUCAAUUCAAACAUGAAACUAUACCAUAUCAUAAUGUACCAUACAUUAUGAAAUCAUGACAAACCAUCAUCCAAACAAGCUGUAAAGGGAUGGUUGGUUGCUUGGGAAACUUGCAUGAGAGUCUUGAGAAGCUGGACAAUAUGUACAUUCAACCAAAUAAGGAAAAGGACAUCCUCUUGAAACCAAAGCCAGCAGCCUGUGAUACUUCAGUCCCUUUGUUGUCGAUUACCAACUCACCUUCUGAAAGACAGUUUUAUAAGUGCCCAAACCAUAAUGGUUAUGUUACUGAUUAUCCUCAAACGCGUUGCCCUAAUGCCGAAUAUAAUCGGACAUGUGGAUGUACUGUGAACACAAAUAUGACCUAUGUUGCAUCCCCAGCAAAAAAUGUGGUAGCAUCCGAUGGAGGAUUGGUAAAAGGGGUUGUUACUUACAUGGUGUUGGAUGACUUGGUUGUGAACCCUAUGUCCACUAUUUCCAGCAUCACUCUGCUCAAUGAGUUCUGCGUAAAGGAUGUGGGUGUUCUCAAAGAGAAAGUUGCAACUCUGGGAAUGGAUGAGGCUUUGAAGAUGCUGAAGACUUCUCUGGAGUCCAAGAAUGUAUUGACCAGUGUCUUCAUGGACAACAUAAAUGAAUAAAGGCCUUCGCUAUUCUCCUGUUUGUGAAUCGGAUUUUCCUAGGUUGUUCUGCAUAUUAUCUUUUGCUCUAGCUACUCUAUUAGGUUGUUCUGGAUGAUGUCUUUUGCUUUACUCCUUUUGGCAUUGCAGACUUGUUUUGUUUGUCCACCUAUGACAUGAUAUGGACAUGUGAAUAUAUUAGUUUCAAUCUAGUGUC
Molecule: messenger RNA, 1986 nt
Organism: Capsicum annuum
Lineage: Eukaryota; Viridiplantae; Streptophyta; Magnoliopsida; Solanales; Solanaceae
Exons: 2
Coding region: 1245-1790 (181 amino acids)
Source: RefSeq, a predicted model, not a curated record